Ramularia collo-cygni is the source of this 1338-nucleotide messenger RNA. RefSeq lists its product as uncharacterized. NCBI's taxonomy places the organism in Eukaryota, Fungi, Ascomycota, Dothideomycetes, Mycosphaerellales, Mycosphaerellaceae. The record is from RefSeq and is a predicted model, not a curated record. The coding region runs from base 1 to 1338 and encodes 445 amino acids. The transcript has a single exon.
AUGACUUUCUGGCUCUCUUUACGGCGAACUCGCUUGGCCAGACAUCGCAUCAGCGAUGUGUUUCGUCCAAAUGGACCUCAUCGAUCUCAUCAGUCAACAGAAACGCCACCAACUAGAUCCCGCCAAGAUUCACAUACUGAUCGAACCCGUAUCGUGCACAGCACUCCAGGCCUCUUCUACACAAAUCGAAACAUAAGCAAGGCAGGUCUCAAACUCCAGAGUGGCAUCGAGAGAGAUGAGCUGCUUCUCGAGCCACUUGGACCUUUAUCGUCUUCAGAUCUGGAAGUGCAACGACGACUACUAGCUCCGGGCUGCGAUCCUACGCAAAUUCUGCGUCAGUCAAUAGCUGCUAGGACUGCCACUGUGCAUGUCGUGCGACUUUGUCUUGAAAAACAGUUUGCUGAAUUGAGAGCGAUCCCUCGGCGAGAGCGUCAGAGUGUGGCAAAAUCACAGUGCGGUAUCGCCGCAGUCGUAUUGGACCAUAUCCUCCGGKAUCCACAACUAUGGGUCCCGUUCUUCAUGCAUUGUCCAGGCGGGCAACUUCAAGUAUCAUAUUAUGCUAUCCUACAAGGAAUCGAUGACCGGAUUUUGGAGUGGUUGCAUACAGAGCUGAGAGGAGAACAAAAAAACGUGCGAAACGUGUGGCGAGGUUCACUUCUGCGAAAUAUGGUAGAAGCCCAUAUGAUGCACGAAGUUCAACACAACCAAGACCCAGCUGUCCAGUGCUUCCUGCGCGUGUGUGCUCAACAGAAAAUCGCCCAUUCGCAGUACACGGAAUCUCAUGCAGAAGACCCCAGCGUACCUAAGCCAGGAAUUCUGUGUACCAACCUUCUCCCGACAUUUCAUAUGCUUCCAGACAGACUCACCAGAACCGAAAAUCACAACACCAAUCCCAAACUAUACACACAGUUGGUUGAAAGGUUCGCAUCGCCAGAUCAAUACACCACUCCGCGGCUUCAAGCUGAAGUCGACAUCGAUGUAGCGUGCCUGUUGCUAUACUAUCCAACAUGGCCCAAGGAAACCGCCGCGAUGAGACUGCUCCAGAGUUUCGCAGCGGGUAAGUUGGACGCCCUACCAGACAGGAUCACAACUCCUCUAGGUGCGCUGUACUUCAAGCGCUUCCUACAACGGACACUCGAUGUGUUGCUCGCGAAUAACAAUUCGACCGAUGCAGAGUGGUUGAAGCAGAAGUUCCAUUUACUGGCCGAUCCUACGACAGGAAAUUUCGCCGACCCCACACGGAUUAGAAGGCCUGGUGAAGGUCUAGGCCGAUCGAAGAGAGGCGGUCGGACGAAAAAGAACUCGGCAGAGCCGAUACCGUUUCCAACUUUCAAUUGA